Messenger RNA from Didymodactylos carnosus, 1863 nucleotides. The record is from the annotation of a GenBank genome assembly. Lineage: Eukaryota; Metazoa; Rotifera; Eurotatoria; Philodinida; Philodinidae.
AUGAAAGAGGAGCUUGAGCCUAGUCGUCAUUCUGUUUUUGUUAAAGCUCGCCGAGAAAGACAGAAACAUCUUAUUCAAGAUGUGACAGCACUUGAUGAUAUCAUUCCUAAUCUAGGAUCCCAAAAUAGUGUACGUGUUAUAACUAGAGUUGCCACAUGUUGCCAUCUUGAAGAAUUGAAUGUUACAAAACUCUUAAAAUUAACCUCAUCUGCUCUACCUGCUUCCCACAAAUUAGUAACAAACCAUUCAAAACUAGUCAAUAUGUUUAUUGAAGAGCAGUCUGUUAAAGAGAUAAUACGGUGCUCUACGUGUUUCAUGAUUAUCGAUAGUAAUAAUCAUUGUUCAAUGAAUUGUCAACAAAACAGAAGUUAUCGAAAAACGAGUAAUGUAGUAGAGCACGUAACUACAACGAAUGAUACUCAACUGAUUAAUAUAAUUCGUCGAAAUCGUUGUCUAAUUCCUUCGUAUCCUCGUCUUGUUAAUCAACUAGCACCAAGUGAUAUCUUAACUCGAUCUGUUUAUCAAGAAAGUUUAAGGAAAAACAAGUGUGACAAUGUUGACGGACCACAUCCUAUCACUUUAAUGAUACACAUAGACGGGGCUCCUAUUGUACGUUGGACUAAAAAGCAGACGUGGCCUGUUACUGCCUCUAUUUGUGAAAUUCCACCUUAUUUACGAGAAAAUCAAAACAAUAUUCUUCUAUUAGCCAUUUGGAAUGGACCAAUCAAGCCACCAAUCGAUCUUCUACUCUCAGAAAUACUACAGUCAUUGAAAAAGACGAUUAGAAUUGAUGAUGAUGAUUACAUAAUUGAUGUCCAGUUAUUUAAAGCUGAUGGUCCUGUCCGAUCAUUUGCAUUGAAGCACAACCAACAUAACGGAUAUUAUGCGUGUAUUGAGUGUACUAUACAAGGUAUUUAUAAUAAAGAUGCAAGUAUAAUGAUGUAUCCUUAUAAUCAAGAAGAACAAUGUCAACCAAGAACAUUAGCAUAUAUCUCACAAUAUUUUAAUUCUAAAAAGAUUUAUAUUGUUAUAUAUUCAGAUAUGGCAGGUGCAGCAACACCGACUCAAAAUCUGUUUUGUAUUCCCUUAUCGGAAAAUAAUGGUCGUCAAAUACCCUCCACAGCCACUCCUAUUUAUCAUUCUCAACAACAACAACAGAGAACUACAACAAACAAAAUAUCAUUCAGUGGAAGAAAUAAAUUUACUCCAAAUAAUAAUAAUACAAGCCACGGUCAAAUUGCUACCACUUCAUCCAGUAUUUCACAAAAAUCAACAAUGGAAAUGUUAAAAUUAGCGGUAGAUCAUGCGAUGGCUCCCUACAAUAAACUAACGACUGAAUUAAUUAAUUCAAACCAAAAAUUGAAUGAACAAUUAACAGAAACAUUAACAUUAAUGAAAGAGAUGACAAAUAUACCUAAAGAUGUAACAAAAUCAAUAAAACAAUCCUCAAACUACCUUAGGAUGAAUUCUGUUGUCGCAGUCGAAGAAGAUAAAGAUUUAGUUUUGUCAUUGAGACAUGUUGAUUUGACACAAGUAAUUCCAGAUGCAACGUAUGGAAAAACUGGACGGGAUAUGAUGCGACUAGUUUUUGGUGCUCAUGAUCAGUUUUCUUCCCUUGAAAGAGGAGAAUUCGAAGUUAUAUUAGGUGCAAUCGCCUAUAUCCACAAGGUUCCAUUUAAAGAUGUUUGGUCAAAAUAUAAUACAAUUAAAACAUCAUUAACACAAAUGAUCCAUGAUGCAAAGAAAAAUAGUCCACUGGCAAGACGAAGAAAACUAUUUGAUGUAUCUCCAUUGCAACCGUCGUUAAAUAAACAACGAACAUUACAAGACGAACGAGAUCUAGAUGAUGAUUUUUCUGGUUAA